AUGGUCAGGGGUUUGGACCGAGGCCCCUCCCCGCCCACACACGCGGUCAGCUUCCGAGGGGCCGGAUGUGCCCCUGGUUGCAGGCCCGCCAUGUUCCGGUCGUCGGUGUUCGGGUGGACGGAGCGGUGCCCUGCGGGCAGCCGGUGGCCCCGGCCGGACCUGGUGGCCGACACGCUGACCCUGGAGCUGAGCUGGCAGCUGAAGCGGGCCGAGCGGCUGUGGCGGGGCCGCCAGGCCGAGUGCCGGAGACUGCGGGCAGGGGCCGACUACUCCUGGCUCCGCGCACCGCCUCGGUGCGACUACCAGCUGCCGCCCGCCGAGCAGCUGGAGCUGAGGGAGCUCAGCUCAAGGAUCAAACCGUCCCAGUGCGGGCCGGUCAUCCUCAGUUUUCGGAAGCUGGUCCGUGAGUUUGACCCCGAGGUGCAGGAGGUUCCGCGGCUGUUCCGCUCGACUGUCCUGGAGUUCAUCGAGCGGGACGAGGAGGAGACGUCGCAGCGAUGGGUCCCGCAGCAGCUGGGGAGGAAGUGGGAGCAAGGCCGCUCCCUCAUCACUCUGCGGUCCCGGCUCAGGAUUCACCCCUUCUGCCAGGAAGCGCCCGGCCCGGGGCAGGUCACCGCCCGCCGGGCAAGGAGCAUGCCUGAGUUUGAUCUCCGAGAAGAGGACUGA
Hypanus sabinus (Atlantic stingray) is the source of this 666-nucleotide messenger RNA. Its product is annotated as protein RD3-like. NCBI's taxonomy places the organism in Eukaryota, Metazoa, Chordata, Chondrichthyes, Myliobatiformes, Dasyatidae. The record is from RefSeq and is a predicted model, not a curated record. The transcript has 3 exons. The coding region runs from base 1 to 666 and encodes 221 amino acids.